This is a messenger RNA of Hymenoscyphus albidus, 8632 nucleotides long. Lineage: Eukaryota; Fungi; Ascomycota; Leotiomycetes; Helotiales; Helotiaceae. The record is from the annotation of a GenBank genome assembly.
CCCCUCCCCGCCUCACCACCCGACUUCCUGUCGAAUCGCUCUCCUUGCCCACGUAAUCCUCAACCUCCCUGCCACAGCCAAAUUGCCCUCUCUACCAGGCCAUGUCCAUGUUGGCUCCCGGCUGAUUAAUAGCAGCUACCGCUCCGAUGUGACGAGUGACGAGCGACAUCUGAGUCACUCUGCAUCGCACAGCACCACAGCACCACAUCACACAUCACACAUCACACAUCACCACAAUACAUUCACUUCCUCCCCUGGCACUACCCACUUAGACAUAGCUAUUUGCUCAUCCACUCAUACACCCACAAACACUGAGGUCACUACUUCGUGGAACUCGCUAAGAAAGGAUUCAUAAAUGGCAGUGCUUCCAAAGACCCAAGUGUUUCGGUCUAUGCUUCUGCCAACCCUUGACUGUACAUGAGUACCGACCUUGUACCGAUCGCAUCAAGAGUGACAUCUACAAAUACCUCGAGUAGGUACAAGUUAGGCCUACCUACUAUCUGGUGUUGGCAAAAAGGGCGCUAUUUGGUGAAGUAAUAGCUAAUCAAAACCAGACUACAGGCAAAUCCCUCAAUUCGCAGACACCAGUUUCAUGUUUUCAUGACAUGUUCCUCCGUAACGCACGCCGUCUUCGCGGCACCGCAUUUCCAACCUGAUCCCACUCCAACCGACAAGUCAACAUCCUCCUUACACCUCUCCUCUGAUAUAUACAGGUGACUGCUGGCAGAGAAGGUGUGACUAUGUCGGCCAACAACGAUUUCCCCUCGGCUCCGUCCUUCAUGCCUCUGGGCCUGGUAUCCCGUCGCGGUUCCCUAGCUUCAACCACUGGAUCCACUGCAGUUGAUAGAGAACAACUCGCUCAGGCGCUGGAUAAAAUACAUAGCACAGCAUGCCAGUCAGAGACACUUACGACAUUCAAUGAGUUCGCUGCACCACCUCUCCCAUCUACAAGCACUGAGAGCAAAGGAAUCACGGGGGAUAUCAUGCAUAAUGGGCUCAGUGGCCUAUACAGUCGAUUUCGUGGAGCUGUAGGUGCUGUAAAGGAAAAGACUAGUUCUACAUCAAACAAGGUAGAGGAUGGAGUUGAAGUUGCUUCCGUCAAAAGUCAAACUAGCGCAACUCCCACCUCCAAGGGCUCCAUGGCACCAGCUAGAGAAGAUAGUGCUUUGACUAUAUCCCCUGUCCCUUUCUCAACAUCUUCAUCCCAGGUUCAUUCUCCAACAACUGCCUUGUCCUUUGUGGCUCCAUCUUCUGAAAGCCAAUCCCAGGCUACGAAAUCAUCCAAAACAUCAUUGGUCUCCACCUCUGCUACCUCAAAAUCAACGCCCUCAGACAGGCCUUCUAUCGCACCUUUGACUAAAGCAACUGCCUCAGCGGUAGCCACCCCCACAGUUGCAACGGUAAACGCUUUCAAGGACAGCGAGAGCCAGAGAACAGAGUCUCACAAAUCUGAAGCGAAUUCCUCGGCCAGCACCCCAGGUCCAUAUGAAAACCAGACCGGGUUUGCCUUUGGAGAUUCGCGACAUGGGAGUCUGGCUAUAGAAGACGAGAUCUUGGUGGGUGAGUCUGAGAUUACGGACGAUGAUAGAACAGAUGACGGGAGAUCCGGGACAACUCCACAGCUCAUACAGGAAGCUCUAGGAGCAGACGGAUCUAUAGAAUCUCGGCGGGUACCCACGGAUGGGUCAAAAAGCGCAUCCACUGCCCUUUCUUCUCUCCAAGCCACAGACUCAUCUCGUGCUAAUGUCUCCCAGAGACGAGGCGGUAUCACUGAAGGAUCAAAACGACCGGCUGCUCUUGAGCGUAUCACGCAGUCUUAUUUGGCUGGCUAUCAAGCAUCAAGAGCUACAUCCACUGACCGUAGCACGGCAGAGGCGAAUCCUGUACAUACCUCCGCGCAUAAUAAUGUUCGUCAUGGGUCGUUUUCAGUUGGCUAUCUUGAUGUUGAGGACGGAUCGCGAACGUAUUCCGGUUCGCAUCGUAUUCCUGGAACGACAAUUAAUGAGGGCGCGCCCGAAGCCGUCAGCGCGCGAUUGGAGCAAAUGAGAAAGCAGGUACGGAGCAAAGAAUUCUGGAUGAAGGAUGACAUUUGUAGCGAAUGUUGGCACUGUGGUGAUGCAUUUUCAGCCUUUCGAAGAAAGCAUCAUUGUCGGACCUGUGGGUGCAUAUUCGAUUCGAAAUGCACCUCUAUAAUAUCCGGGGAACGUUUUGGGGUCCAUGGCUCCCUGAGAGUAUGCAUAAAAUGUCUUGAUAUCAUCAACCGACGCCAUGAUAGCAGUGGAUCAGAUGAAUCUGCGGAUGAGACGUCUCUUCCAAGAUUCUUCCAUUCGCAGCAAGCAAAGUUUGAUGCAAGUACGAAAGCUGAAGCUGAGAAUACUGAUCAUGCUCAGGAAGAGCGACGGCCAACUCAAGAUCUCACAGGCAAACCUUUGCCCACUCCGAUGAUGGCCAUCCCGGCAACAAGGAGAAUAGGAGACUCCGCCAACCGACGUUCAGCUGUUCUGGAAAUCGAUUCUCCUCAACUUCCUAGGCCAGGUUCAUCAAGAUCCUUGAAACCUGGCUCUGUUCCUGGUCGACCACCGUCUUCCAGUCAUAGAAGGCAUCAAUCUAAACAUAAUUUUCUCGGUCGCUUCAAAGCUACUGUUGAGGAAAGAGCACCCUUUCACCGCGGGGUUACAGAGGACAAGAAAUCACGGCUUCCAGCAUUCCACGAUGACAAUAUUAUCGAUCCAGACCUGGCUCCAUACAUGUCUGAUGAAGGGUCUAGUGCAGACGAACAGAUGAGCAUCUUUGCAACCAUGAAUAGCGGAGCAAUGGUUACUCCGAGCUUUGAAAAUGACCGUUCUGGCUUUGGCUCGCUAAUGAGCGCAAGCAAGAGACACAGAGCACGGACGACAGAGAAGAGUGUCAGUGGUAUCAGCUUCACCAGCCGUGGCAUGGACGAACCGGCGGUAACUCCUUCAAUUGGGGGAUACUCUCGGCCAAAUAGACGACGAAAUCUCAGUACCGCUAGUAACCACUUGCACCCACGUUCCUCUCCACGAUCCAUCCUUCCAGGCUUCGGCAAUCUGGAUGAAGAGAUGAUGGGUAUUGAGAAUGCAUCAACAAAUGCAACACUAAUGCCAGCCGGUAUCACGAGAAGUGCUUCUAUGAGAGAUGCUAAAGCGCCGGCUAUGGAGUUGAAUGAUGCUAGUCUGCACCAUGUGCGGCGACUAUUGCUUCAACUCUUGGAAGACAAUAAGAUCCCAAAUGUUGCUUCUUGGGAAAAGGCUUUGGUUCCUAUCCUUCUCCAGUGUACUGACGACGUGAACCCCAAUGUACGACAAGACGAAGAUAUGGAUAUUCGACAUUUCGUCAAGGUCAAGAAGAUCCCAGGUGGUAAACCUGGCGACACGUCCUAUGUGUCUGGAGUCGUUUUCACAAAGAACUUGGCACUCAAGAGCAUGCCUCGGACUAUAUCUAAUCCACGAAUUGUGGUUGUGUCAUUUCCCAUUGAAUAUCAACGGCACGAACAGCACCAUUUCAUGAGCCUCGAACCUGUCAUUGCCCAGGAAAAGGAGUUCCUAAAGAAUAUGGUCAACAGAAUUGCUUCGCUGCGGCCACAGCUUGUUUUGGUCCAGAAACAAGUCUCAGGUCUCGCGCUUCAGUACUUGGCCGAAGCUAACAUUGCCGUGGCCUACAAUGUGAAGCAAUCGGUUAUUGAAGCCGUUUCCCGAUGUGCCCAAACUGAAGUCAUCAACUCUAUUGACAUGGUUACAUUGCGGCCUCCUCAUCUAGGCAAAUGCUCGGGAUUUGACGUCAAGACUUUCGUUCAUAGGGACAUACCAAAUAGAAAGAAGACUUAUAUCUACCUUUCGGGUUGUCCUAAAGAUCUUGGGUGUACCAUUGUCUUGCGCGGGGCCAGCAUUCCUGUUCUAACUAAGAUGAAACAAAUCACCGAAUUCAUGGUUUACGUCGUCUACAACCUCAAACUAGAAACUUGUCUGAUGCGAGAUGAAUUUGUUCAGAUCCCAUCUGUGGCUGAAAAUAGUGGUAACAUUUCCCCAACAUUACAUCACACAUCUCGGGGAGCCAAUACAGCUAGCACUUCCAAUGGCCCCCAGGGCGACACUGUGACCGCUGCGACGGACAAAUUGCAAGCGGUAGCUGACGCUGGAAAUGACACGUUACCGGAAAAUGACAAGAAUGUUGACGAAGCAAGCAAGGAUCCAAGCCGCUCAUCACAGCCCUCGAGUGUUGAAACCAGCAAUGGGGAUAUUUCACAAUUGUCAAAUAGCGAGAAGUUUGACCAAAAUGCUCCAAGACCAAAGUUCGUGUCGGCUCAUGAGUCGCAUGUCCAUGGUCCUCACGAGGAUCAAAUACAAGAAGACAUUAAUAACGCGACGUUCUACAGCGACAUUGUUGACAAACACCAAACUAAGAUUCUUUCCAUAUCGCCGUUUGUCAAGUUUGUGCAACCUUACUUGCUGAUGAAGUCUCGAGAACAAGAAAGACGGCUGGCAUUAUUGAAAAAGCUUCGAGAUAAGGAUACGUUCGAAGAGCAGACCGAGAACGAAAAGUCCAAACCCCAGAAGUUCCAGCUUAUCAAGCCUGAAAUGGUCCACGAAACCGUCAAAAGAGCCCCGAGGCAGAUAAUGGAAGUUCUCCAUGCUGUUCAUGAUGCCGAGUAUGACAAAGCUUUGCACAUUUACCAGACGCAAAGACGACAAUUCGAGAAUUAUAUCCAAGGCAACCUUGACCUUUACGAACCUUACGCGCACCAGAACAUCACCGUUUUGCACACGCUGGUUUGUACUGCGACCACCAUUCCCUGCGCUGGGCCCGAACUGCUGUCUUUGGUAUUUUACAAGGAAUUUGACUUGCCACGAGACGAAUUCGACCCUGACUGCACACUUGGCAGUUAUGUGGAGGAUCUCUGCAGGAGCAUCAACACUGUCUGUACAGCUAAUGGAUGUGACCGAAAGAUGUCAGAACACCACAGAACUUACGUUCAUGGCGAGGCACGCAUUACCGUCUUUGUUGAAAAGUCGCCAUGUAAAUUGAAGGGUCAUCAAGGCUCUAUCCUGAUGUGGAGUUAUUGCAAGGUUUGUCAGAAAGAAACCCCAGUUAUGCCCAUGUCAGAGAGUACUUGGAAGUACUCUUUGGGCAAAUAUCUUGAGCUUUCCUUCUGGAGCAGUGAGUUGCGUUUACGAGCCGGUCAUUGCUCACAUGAUAUCCACCGGGAUCACCUCCGAUAUUUCGGAUAUCAGAAUGUCGCGGUUCGGAUACACUACGAUCCAAUUGAUGUCCUCGAAAUUGUUGUUCCUCGGACACGUGUCACAUGGAAGGUGGAUAACGAUUUGAGGUUGAAAAACGAUAUGUUCACCAAGGCAGAGGAGAGAUGGAACCGAUUUAUGACAUCAGUCCACUCCAGAAUUAAAGGCAUAAACAUCGACAGUGUUGCACCGGAGAAAGUGGAAGCUUGCAAGACACAGGUAGAGACUCUCGCAAAGCGAGCUCAAGAGGACCAUGGGGCUCUCAUUCGAAAACUUCGAGAGCAAUACAUGAACUCGAAGUACUAUGAAAUAAUUCCAUUGAACAGAGCCAUAAGAUCUAUGCAAGAGAAAGUGGCAGAGUGGGAUAGCGCUUUCGCCAAUUUCGAUGCGGACUUUUUCCCGUCGGAAAAGGAUAUUAGGAGACUGGCUGCUCUUCAACUUAAAAAAAUGUUUAUAGACAACAAUGAGUCGACAACAUCAGUAGUGUCUGCGGGUACUAACGAGAAGAUCUCCAGCAUAGAUGAGAAAUCACCGUCUGAUUCAGUUGAACUUACUCCUCAGACUUCCAAUGUAUCAACGGAAGCUGCUCAAGCGGCACUUUCAGCGGUUGUCGAAGAAGAAAAGAUAUCAUCAACGGCUACAGAUCCUCCAGAGCCGCAACCAGUACCAGAAACACCCCUUCCAAAUUCUGGCACCGAACAAGACUUGAUCAUUGAUGAUGAGGGCAUUGAGCCCUUGGAUCUUGCCAUACCAGAAGAAGAUGGUGAUGUCCAAUCUCCUUCUGCCGAAAUUCCUUCUUCGCCUGGGACUUUUACCCCCAUAACUCUAUCUGAAAGUGAACUGCCUCGUUCACGCCAAGCUUCAGUAUCUGCCGGUUCAGCGGGGCUGAUUCAACGGGUGGAAUCUAUUCGAAAACUGAACCAUACGAAUUCUGGUGGACAAAGUUCUCAACCAGAAAAUUCUAGCAUACCUCGCCGAUCCGAGCGCGGCGAAGGCACAAGGAAGAGUAUCUCAGCUAACUCUCCUCCGAUGAAUAGAACCCGGUCUCAGCCGGUUGUGGCAACACGCCGAUCGACCGCGAAUAGUAAAGGAUCGAGGACUGAAAACAAGAAAUCAGACGAACCUUCGGCGCCUCUCGAGAGCCUGAGGACCUCGGCAACCGAGCCUAUGAAAGCGACAGACAAGAUAUUUUCUGCGAGGCUGGGACUGGGUACCAUCAAUAAAAGCAGAAAAGGGCACUCGUUGAUUCCUAGGUCCGUUCAUGGGAAGCGGAAAUCAGAUUCCAAAGUCUCAACUUUAGCCAAGCAUUUUGAGCAACUGAGUCGUGAGUUUGAGAGAGAGCGACAGAAAGACAAAAGACAACGCGCUGCCAAAGCUUCUCAAUCCAGAGCGCUCCCUAAGGCAUCAUCUAAGCCCAUCGUUGAGGUGUAUAAGGAUGUGAAUGAAGCAGUUGAAGAGCGUGGUCCAAGCGAGGAAGAUCAUGCUGCAGUACCGCCAACACAGCCCGUGUCUGAAAUGCCUUCCGUGAUCGAUGGUCUUGCUGACCUUAAUACGAAGUCUGCCAGUGGGGAAACAGCACCCCAUUCCCCAACUGGCACUGCUGCCACCGCGGAUGAGACUGCGACGGAAGCGGAGACUGAUGAUAAUCAGCCAACAGCAAGUCAGGUGAAUUCCGAUGAUGAAGGAACCAUAAGUGACGCAGAUCACUCCCUGUUGGAAGACCUUAUUCCUGGGGCUGAUGAAAUAAUAACCAAUUCUUUGAGGCCUUCGGACAUCAGCCUGGAUAUUCCCAAACACGAGAAAAAGAGUUUGAUGCAGAUGCUAACCAACUUUUGGGCCGAAAGAUCAGCAAGUGGUUGGACACCUUUAGACUACCCCAUCAGUGCCAGUGAUCACAUCUUCACGGACCAGGAUGUUAUUAUCAGAGAGGACGAGCCUAGCUCCCUCAUAGCAUUUACUUUACAAUCACAGGCCUACAAAUUGAAUCUAGAAGAGAUCCGCGCCCGUGGCGAAGCUAGCAAACAUGAGCAUCCUCCAUCAUCCGACUCAGGCACACCUGACUUGUGUGAUGACGGCGUAGAUCAAGCGGAGGUCGAAACUUCGCUGCUUCGCUCAACCGGGACACAUCUGGGAUUCUCCUUCUCGGAUGGAUCUGCCAGUAUGAAAUGCAAGAUCUUCUACGCUGAGCAAUUUGAUGCCGUUAGAAGAAAAUGUGGUGUCUCGGAUCGAAUUGUUGAGUCUUUAUCGCGAUGUCUCAAAUGGGAUUCCAAAGGUGGCAAAACGAAAUCGGUCUUCUUGAAGACAUUAGACGAUCGUCUGGUAGUCAAGUCACUCUCCCCUAUCGAAAAGGAAGCCUUCCUCAAAUUUGCACCUGCUUAUUUUGGGAUCAUGGCUGAGGCUCUGUUCCAUGAUCUUCCGACUGUGAUUGCGAAGAUGCUGGGCUUUUACACGAUUAUUAUUAAGAACCCGGUUACGGGAACAGAGAUCAAAUGGGAUGUUCUUGUUAUGGAGAAUCUGUUUUAUGAUCGCUCCCUUACGAGGAUCUUUGAUCUUAAGGGUUCGAUGCGCAAUCGGAAAAUUCAGAGUACCGGGGAGCAAAAUGAGGUUCUGCUUGAUGAGAACAUGGUGGAGUUUAUUUAUGAGUCUCCGCUUUUUGCACGGGAGGUAUGUGCUUUCUCCCUUCCACAUCCAUCGUUCCCAAUUUCCCAGUACCCAACUAACCUUGUCUGUGAUGUUAUAGCAUAGCAAGAAACUCCUCAAAGCGGCGAUUUUCAAUGACACUCUGUUCCUGCAACGAAACGACGUCAUGGAUUACUCCCUAAUGGUUGCUAUUGAUGAGGCUAGGAAGGAGCUUGUGGUAGGCAUUAUCGAUGUAGUGCGAACUUAUACUUGGGAUAAGAAGUUGGAGAGUUGGAUUAAGGAUCGGGGAUUUGCGGGGGGUGGGAGGAAUCGUCCGACUGUUACUAGUCCCAAGGUAUGUUUUCUCAAGGGGCCAUGGGACAGGGAAUUUGUAUCAGAAGGCUAAUUUGAACCUGUGUAGGAAUACAAAAGUCGCUUCCGAGAGGCUAUGGAUCGUUAUAUCCUCUAUGCGCCCAAUUCUUGGCAUCAGUGGCAGCCGGAGACGAAACCACCACCAAGAGAGCAGAAGAAGAGUCUUGAAGGACAGGAAUAGUCGAAUUGAUUGGACCGGAUUUCUUUUUCUCUUCUCGAACCUUUUGAAGCAUGGAUUUUGUUUUCCUGGUUUAUUUACUCUUGAGCUUUGGCGUCAUGGGACGUGUGGUUUGAAUUUUAUGGUAUGGAUGGGUGCAUUUGCAUAGCGUGGUUUGGUUGGUGUUGGGUUUGUGUGUUUGGUGCGGGUGGGGGGUUUUUUGUUUUAG